Suillus bovinus is the source of this 1575-nucleotide messenger RNA. RefSeq lists its product as uncharacterized. The record is from RefSeq and is a predicted model, not a curated record. The transcript is spliced from 3 exons. Lineage: Eukaryota; Fungi; Basidiomycota; Agaricomycetes; Boletales; Suillaceae. Bases 86 to 1144 code for a protein of 352 amino acids.
GAUUCGAGACUCCCGCUUUACCCUUGAGAGCCAAAUUCAAUCCUUCAGUUGUUGACAACAUACGGGAGGUGCUUGGGGAAUCGGGAUGUCCCAUAAACGCAAGUACCGCAAGGUUGCACCAUCGGCUAUCCCCGUGGCUACACCAGAUCCUUUCACUUUGUCUAUUCAAGCGUACGAGGCCACUAUCAUCCGCGGCCCGCAAUCUCUUUCAACAGCACUUUCUCUUGAGGCGCCGCAUCUUCCAACUUUGGGGGUCUAUGCAAACGAUCCUCAAAUCGGUAACGCUCUCAUACAAUGGGGUGCUAGCGCAAGAAAUUUUCAACUUCUUAACUCGGAUUUUUCUUUCCCCGAAGCGUCGGAUGGCAAGGCUACUUGGGUGGACAGAUACGACGCUCGUCUUCUCCUCGAUACCGUCCGAGAGCAUCCAAUUCUGAGUACCAUCCAGCCAAAGUCUCUGUCGCCAACCGGAUGGUCAGACUUGCCAUCUGACACUGAAGAUACCUUUUUCCUCACACCACAUGAAAACGAAGACUACCGGCGCGAGAAACGCAGGCGUCUCAUUGACCAAAACAGAGAGGACCGUCUGAGAGCUCUUGCCGAAACCGAUGAAAGCGAACAGUUGGAUCUUUGGGGAGGUAGUGAUGAGGAGCCUGAUGAUGCCCAAUCAGAGCUCAUGAAAAGAACAGCGCUACACCUUCUCUCGUCUCCUAAUCCUGCACAACUGGAAAUGCGCAUUCUCGCAAACCACGGUGCAGAUAAGAGAUUUGCAUUCUUGAGGGGACGGUGGUCACGCGCCUGGCGCAUGACCAAGGAGAGGCUCAGGCAAGAAAAAGUUGACCAAUCAGCUCAAUCGUUGCGCGCUUCACGCAACAUACUAGUGGGUCUCGGAGGACUCGCUGCGUAUGGAGAUAGUGAUGACGAAGGUGGCGAAGAAGAGUCUGAAAGUGGGGAAACAUAUUCAUUAAAGGUCGGUGAGAGUCCUGCUACGGCCCUGGAUUCGCCUCAGAACCAUAAUGUGCGGUUGGAGGAGGUUGAACAGGAAGCUCGGCGCGUUAGAGCUAGGGAGUGGGCUGCACAACGCCGUGCACAACAAGGACAAACUUUGAGUACUGAUGAAUAUCAGGCGGAUUCCUCAGAUUCAUAAUGACUGCCGGUGACUAUUGUUUUACUUCUCAGAUAUAAUGUUCCUUAAAUCUGAUCUGAAAUGCGAUGCGUUACGCUCUUUUUGAAAUAGUCCCCAAGGAAAAUGCCGUUUCUUGACAACGGGCGAGGCGCUCACUCGAACAAAAGUCAAUGAUCCGACCUCAUGUUCAGUACUCUCAUGAUGGUCCCCUUCGAAUUCAACCAUUCAGUUGACGUCUACUGGUUUCCUGCACUAGUCAAACAUUCCACUUAGACUGGACUUUGGGUGGCGAUACAGAUAUUACGUUUGAACACUUCUCAGCUAUCCUAAAACAAUUCUUCUAGUCGCCGUCAACUUCGGAAGUUUGACUUGGGCGCAGCCGUCAACCUAAAUUGCCCUAUCACCCCUGCAGGAAGCCGCAGCGAGCUCCUCCCGUCUGAGUAUAAAAUAUU